Ictalurus punctatus (channel catfish) is the source of this 2904-nucleotide messenger RNA. RefSeq lists its product as uncharacterized. The transcript is spliced from 2 exons. The record is from RefSeq and is a predicted model, not a curated record. NCBI's taxonomy places the organism in Eukaryota, Metazoa, Chordata, Actinopteri, Siluriformes, Ictaluridae. Bases 500 to 1237 code for a protein of 245 amino acids.
AAACAUACCUGCCAAUCAUUUUCUAGUAAUUAUGAAGUCAUUGGUUAGCUUGUUCAGGUGUGUUUGAUUAGGAUGGAGCUAAACUCUGCAGAACCGUGGACCCUGAUGGCCAAAUUUGAUCUAGCAUGUUGGACUCUGGUUUGAAAAUGUCUGAGACAUUUCUGGGCUUUUCGGAAAGAGGAGGCAUAAUAUGUCUCCCAAGUCAGGUAUGUUUAGGGUGUACCCUGCUGUUCAGACAUGCAGGUCAGCCAGGUUCUCUGUGCAGCAGAUUUAGGAUAACAGCCAAGUCACGUGGGUGGCAGGGAUUAGACAUUCACCAUAAUCCUGUGUAGAUAAAGGGUGGGGAUAAAGCAAGGAGACACAUCAAGCCAUGUUACAUCUGUGUAGAGUGGAAAGGCAAUCACAAUAGCUCUGAAGUGGCAUUUAUAAACAGGAUUUAAUAUCCUCUUAUUUUUUGUCAAACCUUUUUCUUUGUAUUAUACUUCAGGGCAAAACUGGCAUGGAGCGUUCCUCUGAGAUUUCUAAUGUCACAGUGAUCCACACUGACUUGGACCAUCUGGAGACUGGGGAAGAAGAUGGGGAAGAGAUUGAAUUAGCAGAUGGAGUGGAUGAGCACAUUGGAAUGGGAGGUGAGGAUAGAACAACAGGAAAGCAGACAUCUGGCAACCAAAUUUCUGCACCUGAUUUACAACAGAAAGCAGAACUGGCCCCAGUCAUAGUGCAUGUAAAACCGGGAGAAUGGGGCACAAAGAUUGUGGAUAAUGCCAGUGAUGCAGAACAUAAAGAAAUGGAAGCUCCAAACAAAGAUCUUGAUAAAGAGGUAGAAAAGGAGUUGGAGCAAGUGGAGCUCAGAGUGUCUGAAUUACAAGCUGAGGUUGCGCCCCCUGUGCCAACUGAACACCAAUCUCGCACUGCACUACGAACUCAAAACAGACCACAAAGCAAUGCUGAAUUUUUUUCAGUAACUAGCAGAGAACAUGAGCGGAAAUCAGAAAUUCUGUGUAAAGACAAAAAAACAAGAUUUUCAUUAAAGAUGGAGGAUAAGCCAAAGGAGGGACAGUGUGCAGAGAAAAUAGCUGAGCAGAAAGUGGUGGCGUCCUCUAAGGAAGAGGAAAUGAAGCCUCCAAAGAGAUGUCCAGUCGAGCAGAUUGAGACGAAGGUUUACGGUCCUGACCCUACAGACUGGAAGAUCUCUCUCUAUAUAAAGGUACCCAAACAUAUCACAAGCAAAUACUAAAAAUCACCAGGGUUCAAUUUAAUUGAAAAUUAACUGUGAAAUAAAAAGUACAAAGUUAUAAUAAAAAGUAUUGGUAGAGUAACUUACCACUUUGUUGCAUGAAAUGACAUUUUUACCUUCUGACCAAUCAGAUUUCAGAAUUUCUUUACUUGCGGCACCUGUUACAUGUAGAUACUAUUGAGUCUACUGUACCAUUAAAGGCUUUCACUGUGGCUACUCUUAAUCUUUCAAGAAAACUAAAAGCUAGCAUUCAGCAUGUUAUACCAUUUUUGACCACAAGGACAGGACCCUGGCUGUGUCCAAAUAUCCCUAGUACCCGACAUACACAUUAGGUGCAAAUCAGUAUGCCAAAGGAGUAGUAUGUCCGAAUUCUCAGUAUUUAUAAAACGGUAGGCGAUAAAUACCUGGAUGACCUACUGCUUCCGCCCGCCGAGUUUCUAAAAUAUGGAACCACUGGACACUGUGCAUGCUGCACUAGCACAUAAGGCAAUGGUACUAGCAUGGAAGAACUGUCAGAAUCCACGCCGUGUAGUAGGUCCGGAUUGUAUUUAUGCUUAACACUUAUGCUGAUCAGUACAUACUGUAUCAACAGCUGAGUAGUGGGUAUUCGAAUGCAGUAGGUAGUGUCACAGUAUGCGAUUACAUUACCCUGUCUACACUGGAACUGUGGUUGCACAGGCCCCCACUGAAUUUUGGUUGGGCAUCACGAGUCCCAUGACUGAAGCCAGCAGGUUGUCACAUUGUCAGUCAAAAAUGACCCUACAAAUACUUUUUCAUUGCACUGUAAAUAAAGCUGCAGUAGAGAGGUUCACCUUCAUCACCAAGGACUCACCUGAUCAAAGCACCCCAGAGUUGUUCAUGAAUGUCUUUUCAAACACAGUCUCCUUAAAGCUGGGUUCACAUUAUAUGAUAUUGGCCAUGAUUUGGUUGUCUGAGACAAAUUUUGAGAAUCCUAAAAGAUUCCUAUAAUCCCAGGCCGACAUCUGUAAUCUUUGAUGACUAGUUUGACACGUUCACCGACAGCGGAUUAAUUGCCAUUGUGACAAGAAUUUUUUCCUCUGAUUAAAUGAUGUCAGUCAGAAGAUUUGAGGCACUGUCCUGUAGUGUAGCUUCUCCUGUUCUUGUGUGCGUCUGUUUUUCGCACCUUGAUUGUCGUACAGUCUGACAUUAAUGACAACUGAGAUCCUACAGUGUGACAUGACUUAUAGUGGGGAUCAUGUUCAUACAGUCUGAUAAGCAACAGUCGCAAAGGACUAUUAAUAAUCGCACAGUGAGGUUCCUGUCUGAGACCCAAAGUUCUCAGUUCAUUCUACACCUGAACUGUUGAUAGCAUCGUAUCCGUAAACAUGACCUGCUGGUUGUGGAACUGCGCCGCUCUUGACCGCAAAACUCUGCGGCAUGUAGUAAGACCUGCCCAGUGUAUCACAGGAGGGUGAGCUUCUCUCCUUUAGGAUAUUUAUUCCAUUGUGGACCAUAAAAGUCCCCAGACACCCAAACCACAACCUGCUCAUGCUGCUCCCUUCUGGCAGACGAUACGGCUGCAUUAUUGCAUGCCCAAACAGACUCAGUUUUUUCCCACAAGGCAGAAAGAAAUAGACACAUUCUGUAGAAAAGCCUGAAGGCAUUAUUGAAAAAACAUGGGCUGAAAGUGGGUUUGUACAUCCUGA